Molecule: messenger RNA, 2124 nt
Organism: Panicum virgatum (switchgrass)
Lineage: Eukaryota; Viridiplantae; Streptophyta; Magnoliopsida; Poales; Poaceae
Product: nicotinate phosphoribosyltransferase 2-like
Exons: 15
Coding region: 134-1840 (568 amino acids)
Biological process (GO): NAD+ biosynthetic process
Molecular function (GO): nicotinate phosphoribosyltransferase activity
Source: RefSeq, a predicted model, not a curated record
CCUCCGCCUCCUUCCGGUCUCCUCCAGUUGUCGCCUCCCGCCUCCCCUCCCGGCGCGGAAGCCUCUCCCGCCCCCUCAGCCAAGCCAACCCUAGCGCGGAGCCGCCUCCCAGGAGCUCUUCCGGGAGGCCAGGAUGGCGGAGACGUCGGCGCCGCACGCGAGCGCCGACGCCAACGGCAACGGCACCCAUGCGGGGAUGGCAGCGCAGGUGGGGGCGCCCACCAACCCCAUGGCGACGGCGCUGCUCACUGAUCAGUACCAGUUCUCCAUGGCGUACGCGUACUGGAAGGCCGGGAAGCACGCCGACCGAGCCGUCUUUGACUUGUACUUUAGGAAAAAUCCAUUUGGUGGGGAGUUCACUGUUUUUGCUGGCCUCGAGGAGUGCAUUAAGUUUAUUGCAAAUUUUAAGUUCACGGAACAUGACAUUUCUUUCCUCCAAUCUGUCAUGCCAAUGUGUGAGGGUGAAUUCUUCAAUUAUCUUAGGGAAAUUGACUGCUCUGAUGUUGAGGUGUACUCCAUUCCUGAGGGCUCGGUAGUUUUUCCAAAAGUGCCCUUGAUGAGAGUUGAGGGCCCAGUUGCAGUGGUUCAACUUCUUGAAACUCCAUUCGUAAAUCUUAUAAAUUAUGCCUCUUUGGUAACUACUAAUGCUGCACGGCAUCGCCAUGUUGCUGGCAAAUCAAAGGUUCUAUUGGAAUUCGGUUUAAGACGAGCACAGGGACCCGAUGGUGCAAUAAGUGCCUCAAAAUAUUGUUUUAUGGGAGGUUUUGAUGCCACCAGUAAUGUGUUGGCUGGAAAUUUGUUUGGCAUACCACUUCGUGGAACACAUUCUCAUGCUUUUGUUAGUUCAUAUAUGAGCCUUGAUGAGAUCCCAGACAAGACUCUCAGGAGCAAAGAUGGUUCAAGAGUCUGCCAGGAUUUUGUUAGUUUAGUGCAAGAGUGGCUUCAAAAGAUACAGGUAGCAGAUUCAUUAGGCGGUGUAUUUGGUGAUACAAAUCAAAGUGAGCUGGCGGCAUUUGUAUCCUAUGCGCUGGCUUUUCCGAGCAACUUCCUAGCUCUUGUGGACACAUAUGACGUUAUGCGAAGUGGUAUUCCAAAUUUCUGCGCAGUGGCUCUAGCACUACAUGAUUUAGGGUACAAGGCAUCUGGUAUUAGAUUAGAUUCUGGUGAUCUGGCCUAUCUGUCUAUUGAAGCACGGAAAGUGUUCUGUGCUGUAGAGGAGGAGUUUAAUGUACCUGGUUUUGGGAGGAUGGUCAUCACUGCUAGCAAUGACCUGAAUGAGGAAACAAUUGAUGCCCUCAACAAACAGGGUCAUGAGGUUGAUGCCUUUGGGAUUGGAACUUAUCUUGUAACAUGUUAUUCCCAGGCUGCUCUUGGCUGUGUCUUUAAGCUAGUCGAGAUCAAUAGUAAACCUCGUAUUAAACUCUCUGAGGAUGUGGCAAAAGUUUCCAUUCCGUGCAAAAAGCGAUGUUUCAGAUUGUACGGGAAAGAAGGCUACCCACUGGUAGACAUUAUGAUUCGUGACAGUGAACCAUCACCUAAGGCAGGAGAAAGAAUCCUCUGCCGCCAUCCGUUCCUUGAAUCAAAGAGAGCAUUCGUUGUCCCCCAGCAUGUUGAGGAGCUUCUUCAGUGCUAUUGGCCUGGGAGCACAGACAAACCCAGAGCAGAGCUGCCCUCCUUGGACAAGAUCAGAAGCCGCUGCAUGCAACAGCUUGAAAAGCUGCGGCCUGAUCACAUCCGGCGGCUAAAUCCGACACCGUACAAGGUUAGCGUGAGCGCAAAGCUGUACGAUUUCAUCCACUGCCUAUGGCUGAACGAGGCGCCAGUAGGUGAACUGCAAUAGGAAGAUGGUAACAGAAGUUUCGUGCCAUCUUGGAAGUAUAGCAGCACCACAGCGAAAAAGAUUUCAGACGAGCCAUGCCCAACAUCAGCUCAUUGCCCAUCCAUUACGAUUUUGCUCUCACACUGUUUCACCUUGUACAAACCCGGUCAUCGGUGUAGAUGCAGGCCUGAUUUUUACACAUCCCUUGAUUGGUGGGGAUACUAUACAUACAUCUUUGUGGAAAAAAAAAACAGAAUACAGUCGGAGCCGAUGGGUAAAUUAACAGCGAAAAAUGUUUGAGAUCC